Vitis riparia (riverbank grape) is the source of this 1455-nucleotide messenger RNA. RefSeq lists its product as uncharacterized. The transcript is spliced from 6 exons. The record is from RefSeq and is a predicted model, not a curated record. Lineage: Eukaryota; Viridiplantae; Streptophyta; Magnoliopsida; Vitales; Vitaceae. Bases 138 to 980 code for a protein of 280 amino acids. Gene Ontology annotation, molecular function: protein binding.
AAGGCUCGGGGCACUCCAUCAUGACACUUCGCUGUUGGAAUUCUCUGAUCCUCUACCGCACAAAUUUUUCCCGGAAAAAUUUUCUAAUUCGAAGUGGGUGAGAAAGUGGAAAGAAAAAUUCGAGAAAGGGAAGGGAAAUGCAUGCAUUGAGUUUCAAAGGGUUUCCCGAUUUGAGCCGGGAGCGCUCUUGGCCUGGUCGACUCAGCGGCGGGUUCGGGUACCAUUGUACAGGGACGAGAAAGGAUGAUGGGAAUUGUAGGGAUUUUAGGAGAAAUUGCAGGAUUGUUGCUUGUUCUUCGGGGGCAAAUGGGGAUAAUCAGAGCCCGAGCUCGUUUCUUUCUCGCAGUCAAACUUACGCUCUUCUGAAGCAGCAACUGCAGGUUGCUGCAAAAUCUGAGGAUUACAAAGAAGCUGCUAGACUACGCGAUUCAUUGAGAUUGUUUGAGGAAGAGGAGCCGGUUUUGCGUCUUCGCAGAUUGAUUAAAGAGGCAGUCGCCGAUGAGAGGUUUGAGGAUGCAGCUAGAUACCGUGAUGAGCUUAAGGAAAUUGCACCGCAUUCUCUCUUAAAAUGUUCAAGUGACGCAACAACCGUGGGGAUCAGGGUUCAAGUUAGAAGUGUGUACAUUGAAGGUCGAAGUCAGCCUUCAAAAGGGCAGUUCUUUUUUGCAUAUAGAAUAAGAAUUACCAAUAACUCAGACCGCCCUGUUCAACUUCUCAGAAGGCAUUGGAUUAUAACAGAUGCAAAUGGAAAAAUUGAGCAUGUCUGGGGGAUUGGUGUCAUAGGUGAACAGCCAGUUAUACUUCCUAGAACCGGUUUUGAGUACUCAUCUGCAUGCCCAUUAAGCACUCCAAAUGGAAGAAUGGAGGGUGACUUUGAAAUGAAACAUAUUGACAAAGUGGGUUCUCAAACUUUCAAUGUGGCAAUUGCCCCAUUUUCUCUCUCCACACUCGGAGAUGAGUCUGAUACAUUUGAGAUGUGAAUCAUUAUACCACAAUGGAGAAGCAGAGAAGUGUUGCAUCCUAAAGAUGCUGUAGAUUUUGGUCAAAUUGAAGAGGUGAAAAGGCCAUUUUACUUUCAAUUUGAUGCUCUGAAGUAUGAAGCAUUGUGUUUGGUGAUGCUGUGUAUUGAUUUACCUGCAUUAUCAGGAUAUUGUAUAGGGAUAUGCUCUCAUCAAUUAUUGUAGGUGGAGCUCUAACUGGUGAUGUACUUUGUUGAAAAGCUUCCAAAAGAGAAAAAAUGGAAAAGAAAAGAAAAGACAACUGAUAGAGCUGAAUGGAAUAAUGUCACAGUCCCCAAAUGGGUUCUCCAAAUUACUUCUCUGUUGAUUUUGCAAGAAGGGAACUAGACAUCGCAUUCAUUUGUGAAGCUGUUUUGGAGAACCCAUUUGGAGAGUAUGAUUUUUCGAAUGAAUGUAUAGGCAGUGUGCCAGUAACAAAUAAAAUCUAUUUUUGACA